ACGUCUCUUCCAAUCGGUCCUUUUUAAUCCAUCAUCGGCAUACGAAUCGCUGGUGAUAUACACUUGAAGAAGUGCAAUUCUCAUCGAGGAACCGGAACAGUUUUUGCCAUUUAGUUCGAUCGUGGAACACCGCGAUGCACAUGCUCGCCCCUGCACGUGCACGACUUUUCCACAGGAUGCUUGCUGUAUUCUUGUUGCUCGUACAAGCACUAUUUGGGGAUGAAACUGAGGCUAGUGUUCUCGUAGCUGACACCACGAUGUCCAGAAUGGUGGAAUUGAACGCAGACGCGCCCUUUUGUGCUUUAUACACCGAUCGUGGUGUUAUACAGAGGAUGGUUCUUGGGGCUGAUCCCAAAAAAGUCCGACAAAUGUCCAGUAAUCUUGUGGCAGAUCUGGAGGAGACGUGUAAAGCCUCUCGAGACAAAGGAAAGAACCAGCCACCAGGCGGAGGACUGAUCUACCCAGGCACGAAAUGGUGCGGACCAGGCACUCUGGCGACGUCGUACGACGACCUUGGCUCUCACAGAGCCGAAGAUAUCUGCUGCAGAGAGCACGACCAUUGUCCCACCACGAUAGCGCCACAUGAGUGCAUCCAUGGCAUAUGCAACAAUUCACCUUUCACACGGUCACACUGUGACUGCGACGCGAAAUUCCGACGAUGUUUGCAGAAUCUCAACACGGAAGUGGCGAACACCCUCGGUGCACUCUUCUUCAACGUGAUACAGGUGACUUGCUUCAAGGAGAGACGUCCAUGCUCCCAGUGGCAGAGAAAUGGUUACGCGGAAUCGGUAUCGAACCGGUUGUGCUCCCAGUACAAAUUCCGACCAAGCGACAAGUACGUGCCGCUGAUGCCCCUGAACGUGAACUAGCUAUUACGGAAACGCAAGAAGAACGGACCAGACAGCCUUUGAAGUGGUGCCAGUUAACAGAGUACCAAUGAGCGAGAUAAUUGCACGCGCCUCAGCCGCGUUCCUCGCGCUCCCUUCUCUUUCUUUUCAACGCUGUCCCAACAUUAUCUGGGAAUCGAACAUCACGUUCUUUCCCGGUCAUUCAUGAAUUUACAUCGUUACAGGUCACCGUUUCCUCUGGAAUGCCAUUUUUUACCUCGAUUUCACUAGCUACAGAGAACUAUCAUUUUCUUUACCCCUUUAACCUGUUAACUGGGUUCAUCUCGCAAACAGAAAUUAAAUCUCUCUCCAGUUUGUAAUUAAAAAUGAGGAAAAAUUACAACCAAUUACCAUACUUUGCCUCUUGAAUAAAUAGAUUAUUCUGUUCUAAAUAUUAAUGAACCAACGACUAC
Messenger RNA from Habropoda laboriosa, 1300 nucleotides. Its product is annotated as acidic phospholipase A2 PA4. The coding region runs from base 135 to 869 and encodes 244 amino acids. Lineage: Eukaryota; Metazoa; Arthropoda; Insecta; Hymenoptera; Apidae. Gene Ontology annotation, biological process: phospholipid metabolic process; arachidonate secretion. The transcript is spliced from 4 exons. The record is from RefSeq and is a predicted model, not a curated record.